AUGCUCUCCGAGAAACAUCAACUUUCAACGCAGAUGCGGGAGCCAAUUCAGACUAAAAGUGCCUCGUUCUAUUUAGCAUGCCGCAUGGUCUCCUCUGUGGAUCUUAUAUACUGGGAAAUGCUCGAUGAAUUUUGCUGGGGCCCAAGGGUAUCUGUAGCGGAAAGGGUGCGGAGUUUCACCACCAACGUUGGCAUCCAUAGUGGCCGAGAAGACUUCGUGCGCUCCAAGAUCUCGCAACUCAAAGAGUAUUAUGCCGAGCUGGGAGAGGAUAUCGACAUCGACUACGAGGAAGAUCGACCCAAUUCGCCAUUGAAAGAAAACUCCCCAAUCCGAGAGACUCCUCAAAUCAGUUCAAAACGCAGAGCCGGCCUCACUGCAACUGCUGUUGGGUUUAUACUCUUCACAAUGGCUGUGGGCACACUAAGAAAAUAUUAUCGAUCUUAA
Molecule: messenger RNA, 444 nt
Organism: Aspergillus bombycis
Lineage: Eukaryota; Fungi; Ascomycota; Eurotiomycetes; Eurotiales; Aspergillaceae
Exons: 2
Coding region: 1-444 (147 amino acids)
Source: RefSeq, a predicted model, not a curated record